Molecule: messenger RNA, 351 nt
Organism: Sporothrix schenckii 1099-18
Lineage: Eukaryota; Fungi; Ascomycota; Sordariomycetes; Ophiostomatales; Ophiostomataceae
Exons: 2
Coding region: 1-351 (116 amino acids)
Source: RefSeq, a predicted model, not a curated record
AUGGCGAUACGGGUGCACACGAGAAGGGAAAGAUGUCGAGGGAAGGGUAACAAGGCCGACGAUGCGCUUGCCGCAAGAGCGUUAGAAGACAACGCGCGCGGCAGCCUCAGCAGGGGCACGGGGACGAAUAGAAAUAAGGCAGAUGGAUGUUCAACCGUGACGGGAGGCAGCAACAAGAAACUCGAGAAUUCAAGCAAUGCAGAUGGACGAAAGGUCGAAAGGGAAAAUGAAAAAGAAGGGAGCCUCGCGUUGGGCGUUUCGACCCGUAUGCAAGGGGGCGAGCGAGGCAGCGGUCGGGCCGGCUGUUUGGCUGCGCGCGUGGGUGCUGCUCGCAGGGAACGAAUGCACUGA